Molecule: messenger RNA, 6729 nt
Organism: Anguilla rostrata (American eel)
Lineage: Eukaryota; Metazoa; Chordata; Actinopteri; Anguilliformes; Anguillidae
Product: pyruvate carboxylase, mitochondrial-like
Exons: 23
Coding region: 367-3867 (1166 amino acids)
Biological process (GO): gluconeogenesis; pyruvate metabolic process
Cellular component (GO): cytoplasm
Molecular function (GO): pyruvate carboxylase activity; ATP binding; metal ion binding
Source: RefSeq, a predicted model, not a curated record
GGAAGCUUAUGAGAGUGAGGUAGAGCUUAACUAUGUAGCAGGAGCAGGCCUCGAUCUCUUUGGUACCGAUAGAGAGAGAGAGAGAGAGAGAGAGAGAGAGAGGGGGAGAGAGAGAGAGAGAGAGGGGGGGAUAGAGAGAGAGAGAGAGAAGAAUCAGAUACAAGAGACAGAGGCAGUGUCAGUGUGUGUCCCUUCACACUGCACAGCACAGACAGCUCUCCCAUAGAAACAGAAGUCAGCGAGUCACCCUGUGGCCUUUCCAAGCACUCAUUGAUUUGAGGAUUGCAGUCCCUGUCAUUCAUUUCUUCACGUUUUCAUGCUUUGACUGGACCGUGGAUCUCGGUCAGAAACCGACCCAAAGAAAUAAUGAUGAUGCUGCUACGCCUGAGUGUGGUGCGUGGGGGGCGGGGGCUACUGGAGCUCCAGAGGCUGGGCCAUCUGCACCGCUCUGCCCACGCAGCCCCCAACUUGGAGUACAACCCCAUAAGGAAGGUCUUGGUGGCCAACAGAGGUGAGAUUGCCAUCCGGGUGUUCCGGGCCUGCACAGAGCUGGGGAUCCGCACGGUGGCUGUGUACUCCGAGCAGGACACGGGGCAGAUGCACAGGCAGAAGGCCGAUGAGGCCUACCUCAUUGGCAAGGGCCUGCCGCCUGUGGCUGCCUACCUUCACAUACCUGAUAUCAUCAGAGUUGCUAAGGCCAACAACGUCGAUGCCAUCCAUCCCGGAUACGGCUUCCUGUCGGAGCGCUCGGACUUCGCACAGGCGUGCGCCGACGCGGGGGUGCGGUUCAUCGGGCCGACCCCCGAGGUGGUGCGCAAGAUGGGGGACAAAGUUGAGGCUCGCGCCAUCGCCAUCCGAGCCGGAGUGCCUGUGGUCCCAGGGACUGACGGCCCCAUCUCCUCCCUGAAGGAGGCCCAGCAGUUCGCCCAAACCUACGGCUUCCCCAUCAUCUUCAAGGCCGCCUACGGGGGCGGCGGCAGGGGCAUGAGGGUUGUGCGGGAGUAUGAGGAACUUGAGGAAAAUUAUCAGCGUGCAUACUCUGAGGCUUUGACUGCUUUCGGGAAUGGCGCUCUCUUUGUGGAGAAGUUCAUAGAGAAGCCCAGACACAUUGAAGUGCAGAUUCUGGGCGAUAAGUAUGGGAAUGUGAUUCAUCUGUAUGAGAGGGACUGCUCCAUCCAGAGGAGACAUCAGAGGUUUCGAAAAGACAGAAAUAAAAUGGGAGCGAACAAGGUGGGCUACGAGAACGCUGGCACGGUCGAAUUCCUUGUGGACAAAAGCGGGAAGCACUACUUCAUCGAGGUGAACUCCCGCCUGCAGGUGGAGCACACAGUCACUGAGGAGAUCACAGAUGUGGAUCUGGUGCAUGCUCAGUUGCGGGUGUGCGAGGGGCGGAGCCUGACCGAGCUGGGCCUGAGGCAGGAAAACGUCCGGCUCAACGGCUGCGCCAUCCAGUGCCGCGUCACCACCGAGGACCCCGCCCGCGGCUUCCAGCCCGACACGGGCCGCCUGGAGGUCUUCCGCAGUGGAGAGGGCAUGGGCAUCCGGCUGGACAGCGCGUCCGCGUUCCAAGGAGCGGUCAUUUCGCCGCACUACGACUCGCUGCUGGUCAAAGUCAUCUCCAGCGGCAAAGACCUGCCCACCGCCGCCGCGAAGAUGAACCGCGCGCUAGCCGAGUUCCGCGUCCGCGGCGUCAAGACGAACAUCCCCUUCCUGCAGAACGUACUGAACAAUGACCAGUUCCUGCACAGCACCGUGGACACCCAGUUUAUCGACGAGAACCCAGACCUCUUCAAUCUCAAGCGUGUUCAGAACCGGGCCCAGAAACUCCUACACUACCUGGGUCAUGUAAUGGUGAAUGGCCCCAUCACUCCAAUUCCAGUCAAAGCCAAGCCGUCUUCCGUCGACCCUGUAGUACCCACAGUCCCUUUGGGGGACCCCCCCGCGGGUUUCCGGGACGUGUUGCUGCGGGACGGCCCGGAGGGGUUUGCGCGGGCGGCGCGCGCCCACCAGGGCCUCCUCCUCAUGGACACCACGUUUCGCGACGCCCACCAGUCGCUGCUGGCCACUCGCGUCCGCACCCACGACCUCAAGCAGAUCGCCCCCUUCGUGGCCCACAACUUCAACAACCUCUUCAGCUUGGAGAACUGGGGGGGCGCCACGUUCGACGUGGCCAUGCGCUUCCUGUGGGAGUGCCCGUGGCGCCGGCUGCAGGAGCUGCGGAAGCUGCUGCCCAACGUGCCCUUCCAGAUGCUUCUGCGGGGCGCCAACGCGGUGGGCUACACCAACUACCCCGACAACGUGGUCUUCAGGUUCUGCGAGGUUGCCAAGGAGAAUGGCAUGGACAUCUUCCGGGUCUUUGACUCGCUUAACUACCUUCCCAACAUGCUCCUGGGCAUGGAGGCAGCUGGCACGGCGGGGGGCGUGGUCGAGGCUGCCAUUUCCUACACCGGCGACGUGUCGGAUCCCAUGCGGCAGAAGUACUCGCUGGACUACUACCUGAAACUGGCCGACGAGCUGGUGAAGGCCGGCACACACAUCCUGGCCAUUAAGGAUAUGGCAGGGCUCCUGAAGCCGGAGGCAAGCCGGCAGCUGAUUGGUGCACUGAGGGACCGCUUUCCGGAGGUGCCCAUCCACGUGCACACCCACGACACAGCGGGCGCGGGCGUGGCAGCCAUGCUGGCGUGCGCCAACGCGGGGGCGGACGUGGUGGACGUGGCCGUGGACUCCAUGGCGGGCAUGACGUCUCAGCCCAGCAUGGGCGCCAUCGUGGCCUGCGCCAAGGGCACCAAGCUGAACACGGGCAUCGCUCUGGAGAAGGUGUUUGACUACAGCGAGUACUGGGAGGUGGCGCGCGGGCUGUACGCGCCCUUCGACUGCACGGCCACCAUGAAGUCCGGCAACGCCGACGUGUACGAGAACGAGAUCCCCGGCGGCCAGUACACCAACCUGCACUUCCAGGCGCACAGCAUGGGCCUGGGGAACAAGUUCAAGGCGGUGAAGAAGGCCUACGCCGAGGCCAACAAGCUGCUGGGAGACCUCAUCAAGGUGACCCCGUCCUCUAAGAUAGUGGGUGACCUGGCGCAGUUCAUGGUGCAGAACUCUCUGACGCGGGCGGAGGUGGAGGAGCGGGCGGACGAGCUGUCCUUCCCCCUGUCGGUGGUGGAGUUCCUGCAGGGCCACAUCGGCAUGCCCCACGGUGGCUUCCCCGAGCCCUUCAGGUCCAAGGUGCUGAAGUCUCUGCCGCGACUGGAGGGUCGUCCCGGCGCCUCCUUGGCUCCAAUGGACUUCCAGGCCCUGGAGAAGCAGUUGCGGGAGGCGCACGGUGAUGACAUCACACCCGAAGACAUGAUGUCAGCAGCAAUGUAUCCCAAAGUCUUCCAGGAGUUCAAGGAGUUCACCUCCAGCUUUGGGCCAGUGGGCUGUCUCAACACGCGGCUCUUCCUGGAGGGGCCCAAGAUUGCAGAGGAGUUUCAGGUGGAGCUGGAACGUGGGAAGACCCUGCACAUUAAAGCUUUGGCCCUCGGGGACUUGAACAAGGCAGGACAGAGGGAGGUGUUCUUUGAGCUCAAUGGUCAGUUACGAUCUGUCCUGGUCAAGGACACACUGGCCAUGAAGGAGAUGCACUUCCACCCCAAGGCUCUGAAGGACGUUCGGGGCCAGGUGGGCGCGCCCAUGCCAGGAAAGGUGGUGGAGGUGAAGGUGAAGGAGGGUCAAAAGGUGGAGAAGGGCCAGCCGCUGUGCGUGCUGUCCGCCAUGAAGAUGGAGACAGUGGUCAACUCGCCCGUCUCCGGUACCGUGGCCAAGAUCUACGUGAACUCGGACAACAGCCUGGAGGGAGAUGACCUCAUUCUGGAGAUCAGCGAGUAGGAUGGACCAGGAGCCGUCCUGUCUGGGUCAGAACCUUAGGGAUGGAAUUACUAGCCGAGCUGAGCUUCGUGUGAGCCUACAUCGAGCGACCAUGUUUGAUUGUUUGUUUUAUUUAAAUUUUCAUUAGAAAUCUGAUCAGAUGUGUCUGCCUCAAAAGCUUCUAUAAGCUCUUCAACUGCCUGUGAGUCCAUUCAGGAUGCCUUGCUGAAUUGAAUAGUAAAAUAAAGAUGGCAUCAAACAGAAAAUAAUUUAUAAUCUAGUAAUUCUAUUUCUAUCAGAUUCGCUCGGCACAGUGUACUAUUGGUGUACUAUUUGUCGCAGAACAACCGAUUGUUCUGCCACAGUUUGAAGGAGAGAAAAUAAUAUAUAUUUUUAGAUUAAUGAGUCUAGUUUUGAAAUGAAUUAAUAAACGAGAUUGUAAUUAGCAAGGCUAAUUGGGGCACGCAGAGGUCACUUAAUCAUGGAUGAUGUUGUGCCAGCUCCACGGUCAGAGCCUUCAUGCAUCUGUGGCUUCGUUUCUGUACUCUGCAGCUUCUGUUAAGCAGUUGCUUAUUUUUUAAAAUGUACUUAUUUUGGGGGGUUUUUUUUAACCUUGUGUGCAGUUUGUGUCAUUGUUGUAUCCUCGCGGGGUGACUGCACACACAUUUUAAGAGAAUCGUGUGAAAUUCCUAAAAUAACAAUUCAUGUUAUUGUUGCCAUCGUAACAUCCUGUUGAAUGUUUAAGCAAAGCAAUAAUUUAAUAUUUCAGUUCAAGAUUUAAAGCUUUCUUGUAUUGUAGUGUUGAUGACUGACAUGUAACAUGGAACUGGAAUAUCACUUGAAUGUCAUUCAUUAUCCAUUGUUUUGCCAUGGUGAUUUUGGAGAUUUUAUUUUUAUUUCAGGUAUUUUAAAUCAGGGUAAAACUAUUGAUUCUUUUUUUCUUUCAAUAUAUCUGUCCACUCUUCUCUCCUACGCCCCUAUUCUGGUCAACACAUUUUAAUAUGAACUCACAAUCCUCCCUCUUAAAAGAGUACACACAUUCAGCUCCUACAGGUAUUUACACUUUCUCACACAAAUUCAUUUUAUUUAAAAGCAAAAGCUAGUAGCCCUUUUCACCACAUGUUCUGAGAGUAUUUAUAAAGCAGAAAUUACUUGAAUGAUGGACCAAAUUUUUUUAUGAUCACAUUAUAAUACUGUUUUGUUUUUGUUUUGUUUUUUUGCAUUUUCGUUCAGCUGAAAUAAUUUCCACCAGCUAACUGCCUUUUUAACUGCCUUUUAAACCAGCACAAGUAUUGCAUCGAAGGUGAGUAAAUUAAAUAUAAAUAGAUUGUUUAUAAACUGUGAACGUAUUUUAACAUUCCAGUACAUGCAAAUGUAGGGUAAACAAGGGAUUAAUUGAUCCAAGCUGUACUAGUAUGGAGUGAACUGGUCAACUCAGUUACCAAAUACUAGUAUAUUUUGGAAGAAUGCAAAUUCUAAGGUCCAGUACUAUGUUUUACAAAUGUUUAAUUUUCCUCCUUUUCAAAUCUCGUAAUAUUGCUUAUUGCGUUUGUAUAUUUUGAUGUUCGGAUCUUCUAUUUAUUCAUUGCAUUAAUUUAAGCUACAGGGAUGUGUGUGGUCCAGAAUGCUCAGGCUGAUUAUGUCUGCGCCCAGCUGAAAAAGGAACUGCUCUUCAAAUAAAUGAUAUCGCAUAUUAUGUAAAUACACACUUAACAUAAAAUGCUAGAGACAAUCAACAGAAUGAUCUUCAGUAUUUAAUAUCAGCAUGCAUAAUUACAGCAUAAUAACUCUUUGUACAAAUGAUACCAUUAAGGGAACCUUUUGUGCAACUCUAGAAUAGAAACAGCUUCCUAAUUCGUGUGUACAUGCCUGAAUGCAUGUAUAUCCUCCGAAAACCCAGCAAUUCAAUUUUGCCCCCCUGUAGGGGACUUGAGUCUCUGGUCUUAAUCUCAAGAACCAUUUAUUAUACUAUGCUGAAACCUACGCUGGACAUUCAAUACAAAUUCAAUUAUUGAAAAUAUUUCAGUGCAACUUAUUUCUCUCAUCCACAGUACUUCAUCAAAAAAUUUCAACACUAAAACUUAGUAAGUUUAGACAGUAUACCAGCUGUACUCUACCAAAAAAUUUGGACAGUUUAAUUUGCAUUUAAAAUUCUGUACUAAACCACAUUUCAAAGAUGUUUUUAGACUGCUGGCAAUCCAAGGCUGCAGUUCUUUUUGUAAGCCAGAUCAUCAACUUUGAUUUUUUAAAAUGAAGGAUCUCUUUGUGCAUGAUGUGAGUUUGAGCUCUGAAUGUGGCAUAUUGUUUUUACACACAAAUCAGGGUCAUCAUUUUCUGUCAGAUUCCUUUAUAUGUCUGGGAGCUGUGUGGUACACUAAGAAUUAGAACACCUGCAAGCAUCAUAGAAAUAAGCCAUAAUUAUAACAGGGUGAAUAGUCUAUGCAGGAUAAAAGAAGAUAUUCUCUAACAAGGAUAUGCGUGGGAUCUUCAGCAAACGUGAUACCAUUGUUCCGUCUCUCGUGCACUAUAUCGAAAUAAAAUGUUUCUCCCCUGUGUCUUGAACGAAUCCCAAUUAGUAACUCUUGUCAAUAUAAAAUACAAGAAUGGUGCUAUUUUGUAUUGUUAAUAUUAAUUAUCAAUAUUAAUACAAUAUUAAUACAUGCAUCAAGAAUACUAGAAAGAAAUAUGCUAUAUGUGAAAUUACUGGUGCUGUACUUAAUGAUGUGAUACAAAAACAGUGCCAUUGUGAAAUCCUUGUGGAUUUUGACUUUUUUGUACAAUUUUCAGGUAUGUUAAUGUUUUGGCAGUUAAUUGUAUACUAUUGUGUUAAUGAUGAGGGUGAAAAGCCCACCCAUAAAUAAAAUUAAAAAGAAGAGAUGCUCA